CUCCCGGGAAGGGAAAUAAAAGCUGCAGGCAGCGGAGCCGGGGCACAGCGCUCCCAGCCUCCUGGAGAGGAAACAGCCUGAGAGCCAGCAGCAGCAGCAGCAGCAGCAGCAGCAGCAGCAGCAGCAAUGCUUUGCCGAAUGCACCUCGCUCCAUUCGCCUCCAGCUCCCUGGCCACCCGGCUGGGCACGGUGAAGACCCUCUGGCCGCACGCCGAGACCAUCUUCAGCGAGCUGCAGCAGGAGAUGGAGAAAGCUCGGCAGUUCAUGAGCAGCUUCGAGCAGCUCCUGAGCAGCCAAGGACCCAUCGCCGCCGAGCGAGCCCCGAGCGCCAGCGCGGUCGCCACCCAGGGCUCCGGGGAGGGUUUCUCCGUCUGCCAGGACGUGAAGAACUUUGCCCCCGAGGAGCUGUCGGUGAAGGUGGUGGGCAGGAAGGUGGUGCUGGUGGGGCAGAAGGAGACGCAGAACGUCGACGAGAAGGGCUCCUUCUCCUACAAGUACGAGGUGCUGAAGCGCGAGUGGGACGUGCCCGAGGAGGUGGACGCCGAGGCCCUGAGCUGCUCCCUGUCCAAGGAGGGGCAGCUCCGCAUCGAAGCCCCCCGGCUGGCCCUGCCGGCCGCCCCGGAGAGGAGCGUGCCCAUUCAGGUCAGCCCCGCAGCGCCGCAGCCCGGAGCAGCCUCCGAGGAUGGAGCCGCCAGCAAAACCCAGGCGUGAUGGGACCAGACCCGAUGGCCCGCACCGGGACCAGAGGAGCCAGCAGCAAGUGUCGGGUUCUAGCCCGGACAAGCUCCAUCAGCACUGAUGUCAUGUUUUUCUCUAUACUGGAAUGUUGUUUUUGUACCCAAUAAAAAUACUUUUGCACAGAA
Messenger RNA from Cygnus atratus (black swan), 863 nucleotides. RefSeq names its product heat shock protein beta-11-like. Gene Ontology annotation, biological process: response to heat; protein refolding. Lineage: Eukaryota; Metazoa; Chordata; Aves; Anseriformes; Anatidae. The record is from RefSeq and is a predicted model, not a curated record. The coding region runs from base 127 to 711 and encodes 194 amino acids. The transcript has a single exon. Gene Ontology annotation, molecular function: protein folding chaperone.